Molecule: messenger RNA, 1245 nt
Organism: Penaeus indicus
Lineage: Eukaryota; Metazoa; Arthropoda; Malacostraca; Decapoda; Penaeidae
Exons: 7
Coding region: 139-1245 (368 amino acids)
Source: RefSeq, a predicted model, not a curated record
AAGACGUGUUCAGAAGGCUUUCGAUAUCUCUAAAAAGAAAAAAAAUUGAUAUUCGUGUUUCCGAAUUUCAAAAUCUCGAGCCUUAUACUACGGAUAAGUAAAACCCACCAGAGAGAGUCAAAAGCCACAGAAACCAACAUGCGUUUGAAGGCGGCCCCCGUGUUCAUGUUCUAUGGAACUGUGUCUUGCCUGCAGAUAUUGGAUGAAUGCAUGUCGAAGAAGAACUUGGAAACAUACAUAAAAGGCAGUGAGAUGAAGCUCAGAGUCUGGGUUCCAGAGAUCGGCGACGCCACUUUUCUCACACUGAUCUCUAAGAAUGACCGGACGGGGAUGUCAAGAAAAAUCGAGAUUAAGAAAAACGUAACAACUGUACAGACUAGAGAUGAAGACACUGUCAGCCCAGAACAAGAACUGCAGAUACAAAACAACAGCCUUCCUCGUGGCUGGGUAAAUUUCAUAGUCAUUUCAAAUGAAAACUUCACGGUAACUGUUCCUGACGUCAACCUAACUCUCAUAGAUGUACAAGAUGUUGUUCAAGACAAAUACAUAAUGAUCACAGGAAGCAAUGUGACAGCCAACUGCAUGUUACCCACGAACCAGUGGGAAGUGUCCGUCGACCAAGAAACCUUUAUCCCGCUGAGCUCAAACGCGUCCCACGACUUCUUGCUGUUCUCAAGAGCUCCCUUCACGCCCGUGCUGGCGGUCGGAUUGGACGGCAAGGAGUCUCUUAGAUUUAUUUCGCUAACCCAUGUCUUUGAUUCUGAAUCCCAAGUGCUGUCCCCUUUUUUGGUGUAUAAUUUCACGUUGGACUACGCUUCUAUUGACGAAGGAUGGAAUUCAUACCAUAUCCAGGCGGGCGACUCUAAAAUCUCGUUGGGAUCCUUUCCCCGUGAGGACACUCCUCUCUCCUUGAUAGCCUCUGGGAUAGACGACUACAUCAUUGUUCAAGGCAUAAGGAAAGGACCAGAUCAGGAAGGGGGCUGUACAGGAGGUGACCAAGGCGAGGAUGAGAACGGAGCAGUACCAGUUAGAUUCGUCUGGAUGACAAUAAUUGCCACGGCAAUAUUAGUGGCAAUAGUUUCAUCACUCUUUAUAAUGGAAUCUACAAAACUAAACAGUACAUGCAUACAAAUUACGGAGGAAUCGACGAUCAACUCAAAGAAGAAACUAAAUAUUUUUGAACACCUAAAUAGCUUCGUGAGAGUGCUUAGCCACAAAGAAGCAGGGGUGGUCAUAGUUCUAUAA